Molecule: messenger RNA, 2775 nt
Organism: Nerophis ophidion (straightnose pipefish)
Lineage: Eukaryota; Metazoa; Chordata; Actinopteri; Syngnathiformes; Syngnathidae
Product: gastrula zinc finger protein XlCGF57.1-like
Exons: 3
Coding region: 205-1989 (594 amino acids)
Biological process (GO): regulation of transcription by RNA polymerase II
Cellular component (GO): chromosome; nucleus
Molecular function (GO): chromatin insulator sequence binding; DNA-binding transcription factor activity, RNA polymerase II-specific; RNA polymerase II cis-regulatory region sequence-specific DNA binding
Source: RefSeq, a predicted model, not a curated record
GCGCAUGCGCAACCUGAUCGAGCGGCGGCAAAGGGAAAAGACCAAAGAUGGCGGACAGCGUGGUUGUGGCUUCCUGAAGAUUAGAAAAGUUUCAAACCUCAGAUAUAAAGACAACGGUUCGUCUUCUCUAAAGCCCACGAAAUGGAAGUUUAGUUAGGAGCGACGGAGUGUUACCUGAAGUGAAGAUUGAAGACGUGAUAGAAGAUGGACGACUACUGCUAUGCUAAGAUGGCGACGUCAUGUCAAAGAGAAACUGAAAGAGAAUCAGAAACUUCCAGCAAAUCACCAACGGAGAGAAAGACAAAAACUGCAAAUGAAGACAUCCGGCAGCCGAUUGGUCAUCCAGAAAAACUUCCCAGUCAGUUGGGUCAGAGCUCAAUUUUGAACCCGGAGACUCUACAGCCACCCUGCGUUAAGAAGGAAGAGGAGGAACUCCGGAUCCAUCAGGAAGGAGAGUCUCUUCCAGGACCACAGGAAGCUGAUCCCACCAAAUUUUCACAGACUGUUGUCUCUGUGAAGGCUGAAGAUGAUGACGAGAAAACACAAGUAGACAACCGUGUAACUUCACUAUUCGAUAGUGAGGCUCAAGACGAGGUUAAAAAACCUUUGAGCAGCGAUACAGACUGUGAAGGUGAUAUGAGGACUCACACUGACAACAAACACUCUGAAUGCUCUAAAAAGAAGAGAGACGUCCAGCCGCUGAUUGGUCAUCGGGAAGAACUUUCUCCUCAGUCGCACGGGGGGAGCUUCACUCUGAAGCAAGAGACUCCACAGUCGCCCCACAUUAAAAAGGAAGAGGAGGAACUCUGGAUCACUCAGGAGGGAGAGUCUCUUUUCGAACCGGACAAGGAUGAUCUCACAGAGUUGCCACUGACUGUUGUCUCUGUGAAGACUGACGAGGAUGAAGAGAAACCAAAACGAGACAACCUCUUAACUCCACAAUCAGAUAGGGAGGCUGAAGACGAGGUUGAAGUGACUUUGAGCAGCGAUACAGACUGUGAAGGUGAUGUGAGGACUGACACUGACAACAAACACUCUGAAAGCUCCAAAAAGAGAGGUAAAACGUGUUUGAAAUGCUCGAUUUGUGAUAAAAGAUUCACUAAAAAGUACAAUUUGACUCAACACAUGAGGAAACACACGGGAGAAAAACCAUUUAACUGUUCAGUAUGCGGUAAAAGCUUUAUGAUAAAGGGCCAUUUGACUCAACACGAGAGAAUACACACAGGAGACAAACCAUUUAAUUGUUCAGUUUGCGGUAAAAUCUUUACUCAAAAGAGCAAUUUGACUCAACACCUAAGAACACACACAGCAGAUAAACCAUUUAAUUGUUUAGUUUGUGGUAAACGCUUUACUCAAAAGAUCAGUUUCAUUCGACACAUGAGAAUACACACAGAAGGAAAAUCAUUUAACUGCUCAGUUUGUGGUAAAAGCUUUUCCAUACAAGCCCAUCUAAAUGAACACCAGAAGAGACACACAGGAGAAAAACCUUUUAACUGUUCAGUUUGUGGUAAAAGCUUUUCUAAAAAGUGCCAUGUGACCCAACACAUACUUACCCACACAGGACAAAAACCAUUUAAUUGUUCAGUUUGUGGUAAAAUCUUUUCUCAAAAAAGCAAUUUGACUCAACACUUAAGAAUACACACCGCAGACAAACCGUUUAUGUGUUCAGUUUGCGGUAACAGCUUUACUCAAAACGGCAGUUUCACUCGACACAUGAGAACACACACAGGAGAGAAGCCGUUUGAUUGUUCAGUUUGUGGUAAAAGCUACACCCAAAAGAACAGCUUCACUCGACACAUGAGAACACACACAGGAGAGAGGCCGUUUUGUUGUUCAGUGUGUGGUAAAAGCUUUUCUCGUAAUAGUUAUGUGACCCAACACAUGAGAACACACACCGGGGAAAAACCAUUUAAAUGUUCAGUGUGUGGCAAAAGAUUCCAAAGUAAUGCACGCGCAGUAAAGCAUAAAAGAACACACACGGGAGAAUAACCAGUCAGCUGUUUAAUUUGUGGUAUGUUGCUCUUAUGUGGGGACAUCCACCAAACCCAGGACCUCCUCUAAAUAAAUUCACUCUCUUUCAUAAAUACCACAGAUUUUUGUAGAAAUUUUGAUUAUUUGGAGUUUAGUCUUAUCUCCUCAUGACCCCAUGUCUUCUUUGAAUAUGUAAAUAGAUGAUGCUUGUAGUGCUUGCUUACCCCUUUAGACGUGACACACUUGGGAACUCAUAUAUUAAGACUCGUGUGGAUUUCCCACUAAUAAAAAGGUAAAAGUAGAACAGAAAACGUUGUACGCUUAUACAAAAAGGUAGCCGCUGCGAUGAUACAUAUAAACAUUUUCGAAGAGGUGGGUGACUGAUUACUCCCAAGAUAUAUAUACUUUGUGUAAUUUAUUUACAAAAUUGUGUUGUUAGAGUAGCCUACUCUCAGCCAGAUUAGAUUAUCAUGCAAAAAUAUUGUAAUAUUUGGUUUUAAAUAUUUUAAAUUUAAACAUGCCUGUACAUCAAAAAAGGAUAUGAAAGACUUAUUCUCUUGUUUUAUUGUGUGAAUGCUUUGGAGCAUAUGGUUUUCGACAUAAAAAAAUAAUCUAGUUAUUCAACUUUAACUUUUACUUCUUCCCAAGAUGUUGGCGUUCUCUACCGUACACAUUUUUCACCCGAUUUAAACCGUACCAACUUCAAACUGUUCAGCCUUUUUUGAGAAUUGCGGGCUUUUCCUUAAAGGGGAACAUUAUCACAAUUUCAAAAGGGUUAAAAACAAUAAAAAUCAGUUCCCAGUG